This is a messenger RNA of Cuscuta epithymum, 478 nucleotides long. Lineage: Eukaryota; Viridiplantae; Streptophyta; Magnoliopsida; Solanales; Convolvulaceae. The record is from the annotation of a GenBank genome assembly.
GGCCGAGGCAGGGGUGGCCGUGGACGAAACGGCAGCGGCAGAGGCCGUGGUUACCACCAGUACGGCCAGCAACCACCUCUCGGCCACGGGCAGCAGCACUCAGCUCCGCAGCAGGGACCGCAACCGGGACAGCACCAUCAGCAGGGGUUCGGACAGCAACAACUGAGACCUCCGAAUGCAGGCUCUUCAUCAACUGAGGGAAUUCUUGGGGCAAUUCCCCCACCCAUUGUGUGUCGAAUCUGUUUUUCUGCAGGCCAUUCUGCAAUCAACUGUCCCUCUCGUUUUUCUCCAUCUACUGCACCUGUUCUUCUCACCGGUCAAGCUAAUGAAGCUCUGUGGUAUCCAGACACUGGUGCAUCUGCUCAUAUGACUUCCUCUGAAGGACAAAAUUUCGGGGGAGGUUCUUCUUCGGGCAACAACUAAUGGCCAUCUCUAUCCUCUCAGCCUGAGUCCACCAUCUAGCCUAGCUUUAUCGUCA